Exaiptasia diaphana is the source of this 2776-nucleotide messenger RNA. Its product is annotated as NT-3 growth factor receptor. The record is from RefSeq and is a predicted model, not a curated record. Gene Ontology annotation, molecular function: ATP binding; transmembrane receptor protein tyrosine kinase activity. Lineage: Eukaryota; Metazoa; Cnidaria; Anthozoa; Actiniaria; Aiptasiidae. Gene Ontology annotation, biological process: positive regulation of kinase activity; protein phosphorylation; cell surface receptor protein tyrosine kinase signaling pathway. Gene Ontology annotation, cellular component: signaling receptor complex.
CCACAAAGUUUCGUAUUUCGCCAGGGAUCCUUUCUGCAGACGGUUCGCCCUUUAAAAGGUAGAAUAUUCAGAGAAAUACCAGUAGUGUGUUCGACAUAGGACAAGAGACUAUUUUAUCAAGUCCAGUAUUUGUGCGCAUUGCAGCAUUGCAGCGAAUUCACGUCUACAACUCUCAAACGGAGAUGGCUAAAAUAUUGUUGGCGCUUCUGGCGUUCAGCCAUUCUCUGAUCUUCGGCACAGGUCUGUCUUUGCCAUGUGGAGGGAAUUUCAAUGGAAAGCAAGGCGUCAUCAAAACACCAGGGUAUCCACAGACWUACAAAGAUAACUUAGAGUGCAUAUGGAAGAUCACAACCCCAAAAGACCACACGGUGAAACUUUCCUUCCUGCACUUUGCCCUGGAAAAGAGUGUACACUGCACUAAUGACUUUGUUAAGGUUUAUGAYGGUGGCAGCACUAGCAAAACCAUGAUAGGAAAAUAUUGUGGAGGAAUGAGACCUUUUGCUGUCCUGGCGAGCACGAAUAAAAUGACAGUGCAAUUCAAGUCAGACUAUACGUUGGGAUUUCCUGGUCUAAAAGCUAAAUUCGUGGCUGUUCCAAAGAAUGGCCCAGYUAUUCCCAAAACGACUCAACAACCUUCUCAAAAAGCUGUUGUAACCUCACUGCCAACCACAACAAGAACGMCUUCCACAGCAGCAUCAACAACGACAGCAACAACAACCACGCAAAUAACUACUAUUGCUACAACAUCAACAACGAAACAAGUGACUACUCCGGCAGUGUCUAUAUUCUUUGCAAAACCAUUUAAAAAUGUUACAGUCUGUAUAUCAGGGAGUACUUGCAAGUUAAUUUGUGAAGUACGUGGUUCCAAGAAGGGAAAACCUUUGACCAUUAAGUGGACAAAGGAUGACAACCCUAUCAACGGAGGUACGCCUCGUGUUAAAAUCAAAAGAAAAUAUAGAAAAAGCAAAAGAUCGGUACUGGUACUUAAGAAUGUCAGCAAAGAUGAUAAUGGUGUAUAUGGCUGCCACGUUACUGACCCCUAUAGUAAACAAUUCAUCAACAUCUUUGGGAAAUUACAAGUUGAAGAGCGCAAAAUCGAACCAGAGCCUCCGUUKAUCUUCAGUGCAAACCUUAAUGCCACAGUUGAUAUCAAUGAUGAGGUGGUGUUGAGUUGUAUGGUCAACGGAUCGCAACCUAUAACUAUAAGGUGGAUAGAAAACGAUGGUAAAAGUGUACUCGAUAAAGACCCGAAACGAUACACCAACUAUUACGAGUCAUUCCAUACCAUACACGUACAAGAACCCAUUUCUUUUGAAGUUCGAUGUGUAGCGGAAAAUCAAUAUGGCAGAGACGUGAAGACAGGCUUUAUUCGUGUCAAUAAAAGACCACCUGACGCAAAAGAAAAGCCAGUAAUUAUCAAUAUGGCAGCAUUAAAUCUUACCGCAAAAACUGGAGAAAAGGUUGUGCUUCGCUGUGGGGCCAACGGAGCACCACCCGUCUCGAUGAGAUGGUUGAUUGACAAUCGUUACUACAAGGGGAAACAAUCUCGAUACAAAGACAGCUAUACGUCACAUUUCACGUUAGUCGUCAAAAAGAGGACAAAGGUCAGAUGUGAAGCACAGAAUCCUUACGGCAUUGACGCAAAGACAGGAGUAAUUACCGUGCAGUCAGAUAUUGUAGCAAGAAAAKCAGGCCCAUGGGACACAUUUAAACCAGGGAAAAAGAUGUUCUACAUCGUUAUCGCUGGAGGCAUUGCAUUCUUSAUACUUGUUGUCAUUACCAUCGCUUGUUUUCGAAAGAAAGCUGCAAAUACGAAGUACAAAGUACCUGAGCCUAUCCACCUCGAACARCUUACAAGAAACCCAAUUUUUGAAAGAACCAACAAUACUUAUGUCAAUCCGAAGAUUGAAAAAUGGAAUAUACACAGAAAUAAUAUUGAGUUCAUUAAAGACAUCGAAAAUGGAGUAUUUCGUCGACUCUUUCUUGGAAAAAUGACUCAUACUUCAAGAGGAGAACAAGACGCACUCGUCCAAGUAAAAGUCUUGAAAGAAUCAUCCCCCACAGAUUCCAAUAAAGAAACUUUCGAAGAAGAAGCCAUUGAACUUACUUCAUAUGACCAUCCCAACGUGCAAAGCCUUGUGGGUGUGUGCGUCACAGGAAGACCGCUGUGCUUAGUUUUCGAGUGCUCAGAUCGUGGGGACUUGAAUCAAUUCCUGCGCGACUCGGGCUGCUCGCACUACAUCAUUCGUGAAAGACCUAAUUCAUCGUUAGAUCCUGACACGAAGCUAUCAAAACUCGAUCAGUUGUGUAUUGCAAAGCAAAUAGCAGCGGGAAUGCAAUAUUUAUCAGAUAGGAGAUAUAGUCAUAGAGAACUUUGUACGAAAAACUGUAUGAUCAACAAAAAUAUGACCGUUAAAGUCGCAAAUAUCGGUUUGCACGAUGCAAAGCCGAAUACAUCGUACGGGUGCCUGGGUCCGAUUGAAAAGUCCUCGUACCCAGUCCGUUGGCUUCCAUUUGAGAGCGUCACAUCCGGGAUAUUCACAGACACAACGGACGUAUGGUCUUUUGGAAUAGUAUUAUGGGAAAUCUACUCUUAUGGUAUUACACCUUAUUAUGGGAUGAAUAAUGAUGAAGUCAUAGCGUUGGUCCGCGAAGGGGACAUUCUACCGCUUCCCAAGGAGUGUCCCCGAGAAAUGUACGAUGUCAUGCAGGAUUGCUGGAGUCUUGUUCCUCACGAAAGACCAUCGUUUCGAUUUUUAUAUGAGAAAAUUUCAGC